This is a messenger RNA of Mercenaria mercenaria, 7214 nucleotides long. RefSeq lists its product as uncharacterized. NCBI's taxonomy places the organism in Eukaryota, Metazoa, Mollusca, Bivalvia, Venerida, Veneridae. Bases 93 to 2807 code for a protein of 904 amino acids. The record is from RefSeq and is a predicted model, not a curated record. The transcript is spliced from 8 exons.
GGAAAUUUACAUACUUUAAAUAGAUUGAUAUAGAGAGUGCAGCUUGACAUUUCAGAAAAUUUCAUCGACUUAAAUUCAAGAAGAGAUGAAAAAUGGCUGACAAAUACUACCGCCUUGUUAGUUUCCUGUUAAAUAUAUGCCCAGAACCUCUCAGAAAACUGUUUUUACAAAAUGCCAAGUCUGAUACAAAACCUGGUAUACCAUACACUUCACUGGAUGCUUACCUUGCAUCUAGAAAACCAGAUGUAUUAUCAUUGAAGAGCAGACGUAAACUGAGAGAUGACCAGUAUGAUCUUCUAUAUCCCAAUUCUGGACCAGCCGAUGAGUCGCAGUGGGACAUUACCUUGUUAGCUGUUUUAAUUCUUGAACUACUUCGAUCAUACAUUCCGAACCAUGUCCAAUUUUUCAUCAGAGAUAUUCGAGAUGUGAGAAAUAGUCUACAACAUGUAUCGAAAACUUCAAGCAUUAGUGACUCAAUGUUUCAGAAGAACUGGGAUCGCUUGGAAAUAGCAACUUUAACUUUGGCUAAAGUUGUAAAUGGAACUAGUUAUGAGAAUAUUAUGAAAGAGAAGAUUGAAACAGCCAAGAUCUCAAACAUGCCAGACCUUGGUAACACUCUGUGCUUAUGGUUUAUGGAAAUCAAUACACAAAAUACGACUGAAAUGGCAGAAAUGAAAGUGAAAAUUAAAGAAAUAUCAGAAGACACUAAAGAAUCCAAAGCAAAGGCCAGCGAGAGUGCAAACAUUCUACAAAAUGCUUCCAUGGCUAAACCAGGACCAACAGGGAAACCAAAUAAAAGAAUGAAAAUAGUUGAUAAAAAAUUGAAGAAUAUGCAAGAUCAAUUUGAAAGAACAAUGAAUGCAGAAAUUCCAGACGACUUCAAUGCUCCAAAUGAGACAGACAGUAUUAAAGAAAAGUUACGAGACAAUCACCUGGCAAUUGUAGCUGGUCAGAACAACAGUCUGUAUGUAGCAGCUGCCCUCACAGCCGUCAAAGACAUGGGGUAUAAUGAGAAACGUUGUGUGGAGAUGCAGAGUUCUUCCGACUGGAGUCAUGUAGACCCAGAAGAUGUUGAAUUUGUUCUUUGCUGUGAUCCAUUUGGCAGAGAGGCAUAUAAUGAGGAGAAAGCAAAAGGUAUGGCAAACAUGUUUAGUAGUAUUCAACAGACAGUGAAAGAGGACAGGGAUGACAAGCUUGCUGUUCUAAUGACAUCAGAUAUUGGGGUAUUGAAUGAAUGUAAAGAGAGGUACUAUCACGACAUUCUGGAGGAAGUGGUCACAGUGUAUCACUCUACAAGUGCAUCUCAACCAGCUGAUCUUACAGUGGCCAGAUGUAACAAAAACAUUUGUCCUCCAUCUUCAGCGAUUUCACAGAAUCUUGCAGACCUAACAGGCCUUUUCCUGGAUCAUCACAGAAGACAAGUGCAUCAUGGUAUUUUGAAGGCCGCGAAAGACAAGUUCAAGGUUUAUAAAUCAGUGGUGUUGGUAGGACCGCCAGGAUGUGGUAAAACGUCACUUGCAAUAGCUCUUGCAGCAUCCCACCAACCAUCACAAGUUCUUCUUCUGGCACACCCUGAACAGGUUCAGCAUGUUGAUCAAAACAGAACACAUCUAGUUAUAAUUGAGGAUUUUGCCGGGAAAUAUGAAUAUAACAAGACAAACAUUUGUAAUUGGUACAAAACAUUUGACCUGCUGCAUGUCAUGAAAUCUGCUGGCAAACUCAACAUCAUUCUAACAUGUGACAAACAAAAGUUUAAAAAGUGCACUGAAAAAAUUGCCACUCAUCCCUUGCUGGAACAUACAGUGGAGCUUCGUCGUAAAAAUGUUCUAGUGAAACAAGAAAUAAGUAACACCAAAGUCAACUUAGCACAAACUGUUACUGUAGAAACUGUUUCCACCCAAAGUGAAAUCGACUAUCCUGGCAGGGAGAUUACUUUAAAUUCAAGUGCACCAAGAUUCACAUCUGUUGUCAGUAUGGAGGAGUGUAUCAGUCUGAGAAGUUUUGUUUAUGCUGCCAAUGUUUACUGUACAAGUAUGUGCUUGACCAAAGAUAAGUCUAUAUUUGUUGCAGUUAAAACCAGUGGCAUAUCUGAAUCUCCUUACUGGCUACUCUAUCAUGACAAGAACACUAAUAAAACAACCAAAUAUUUUGUGAAAGAUCAGAUUGACCGUAUUUGCUGUACUAAUACUGGUGAUGUUGUUGCUAGUAGUCAAAAGCAAUAUUACGAACAAAAUGGUUUUGUUAGUUCAUUAAUUUAUAUUUCAACUAUAAGUGUAAUGAGAAUCAUUGAUGGUUCACCUGUGGUAAUUACAACACUACAAGGUAUGGAAUAUGAGGACUGUGAAGCUGUGUCAUGUGAUGAUGAAGAUCAGAUUUAUACACUGUGGAGUGAUGGAACAAUAAACAUAUACAAUAUCAAUCUGGAACUUGUAGGAAAGUGCACAGAAUCAGAUUAUUCAGGUUAUUCUCUCAAUUCUGUUAUAAGCCCAAAAGGACAUGUAUUUACCUCUACUAUUUCAGAACUGCGUUAUGACAAUUUCCGAAGUAAUUUUAGCGUUGAAAGUAAGGUGAUAAACUUAGGGGACAUGUGUGUAGCCAGUGAGUACCCUUACACUGUAUUUGUGAAAGCGGAGAAAUCAAACAAACUUGUCCAGUAUAACACAAAAUGUCAGAGAAUAUCAGAGAUUCCUUUACCAACUGAUAUUUUUUAUAUGUCUAUAUCUGACAUGGCGUUUGAUGAAACAAGCUCAAGACUGAUAAUUUAUGACUAUCACUCUGCCAGAAUAUACAAUGUGUAUCUAAAAUAAACGGCAACAAUCUGUACAAAAUGACAAUACACUGUUACGGCUAUCAACAUAAUCUUGCUAGGGGUAAGCUUUCAGUAAAACAGUAACAGCAUCUGUUUUAUUAUCUUUUAAGUAACAAUAAAAUUCAGUGCACAAACUUCAGGAGAGGAAUAGUAUUGAUUUGCAAAACCAGUUAAAUCUUUGUUUUAUAUUUUAUGGUGUUGUUCCAGACUGUCAGAUAAAAUGAUUAAACUUACCACAUACAAAAAGAAAAUACACAUUUUAUGAUUUUACCAUAUAAAAUUCAAUUCAUAAGGACAGUUUUAUAAGAUUUUCAUUUUUUGUGACUGUUUGGCUGUUGCUGUUGAACACCUUUGACAGGGCCACUUUUUUCAGGAAUUUCCAAAACAUAUGAAUGUUUUGAUGCAAAUACAAUUGUAAGCACCUUAACAAAAGUUUAAAGAUAUUGAACAGACUGUUCAAAUGUUAUGGAAAUGAUAAAAAGUAUUUUUUGCAAAAGAUAAGAAAUGAAACUUCAUAUAUAUGUUAGUUACCUUUUGCCUGUCCUGGUUGUCAAGAUCUAAUAACAGAUUAUUAUGUUUAUAAAGAUAACUGUUUAUGCAUAUUAUUUCAAUAGCCAGGCUUUCAACUUGAACAGUGUAACAGUUACAAAUCACACGACCAAGGUGCACAUGUGAUAUCACAGUCAUUUCCUAGAUAUUACUUCAUAUUUGAGCAGGAACAUAGAUUCCAGUUUUUAAUGUAGAAAGAAGAUACAACAAAAUUAAUAACACACAUUUUCUAAAGGAAUUUUCUAGUUUACAAAUGUUCAAAGUAAUAUGCUUUUUUACGGUGGUUCUUCCCUGAACAGCUUUAACUUCAACUUUUUUCAUUCUUGGAACUGAUACAAUACAAUCUUAACAAAUGUCAGUGAUAUAUCAUUAAGAAUUUUAUUCAUAAUUUCAGACAGUAUGCCCCAUUAUAUGGCAGUGCUGUUUUAUAAAACAGCAUAUAUACAGACAAAGUUUUCACUUCUUGCCACCUUGCAUAUUUCCACCAUUAGUUUUUCAUUACUAUACACAUUCUAGUAAAAAUGCCAUAUUUUAUAAUGAUAUUGGGAGGCGCCAAAACUUGCCUAAAUCCUAUAUGCUCAUUUAAAGAUUUAUCAAACAGGGAGUGGUGUGUGUGUGUGUGGGGGGGGGGGGGGGGGGGGGGGGGGAGAGAGGGUGGUCUAGUGGAUAAGGUGUCGGCCGCUCAGUCCAGGGAUCGUGGGUUCAAGUUCCACUGGGGUUACGACAUGACUUCUCAUAUGACACCAGUACUGGUUUUCCAGGAAGCGGACUCGAGAGUGGUUCCAAUAACCUUGAAGCUUUCAUAACAGUCGAGCUAAACAAAUUAGUAUAAACUAAACAAAUCCUCUCUAUUUGGCACUUUUGUUUGAAAUGCUGAAAUUUAAAUAUUGUAUAAUACAGAUAAUUACCAAGCUUUUAUGUAAGUAAGAGUGUUUUAUGUAAAAAAAUAUAUUUUCUCACCAGGAAGCAAAAUUAAUAAUAAAUCUAGUGCUCUAAAACUAAACAAAGGACAGAUUACAAAUUCAAAUGCUUCAGUUUUAGUCUCUCUUUAAUAAAGUCUCAGUUUUAUACUUAUAUAAGCACUUAUUAGCAAAGUUAAUAAAAUAUCACAGUAUCAAAACACACGCCAACAUGCAAAAUUAUCAAUGUCAGAUUUAACAUUUGAGUAACUUGAUUUUUUUUUAAUUAAUUUUAUUUGUUACAUAGAAUUCCUUAAAUUAAAACAGGAAUGUUUUACUCAAUAAAUCUUAUCCUGGUGAAAAAUAUUUGUCUAUUUAGAAGCAUUGUAUAGUUUAAACUCUUGAACACAGAAGAUAGAUUGGGCAAUUUCUCCUCAAAUAAAAAUUGUUAUCCAGUUUUUCAUGGAAAAUAAAUGAAGAGUUUCAAAAAAUACGGAACAUUUACUUCCAAAAAGAUCUGACAUUAGGAAAGUCAGUAUUGAGAAUACUUUAAGCACCUGUAUUGGAGCAGCUGCAUCUGUAUUAAAGUCUAAUUGAAUUAACAUGAUUCGGGUUAUUAAUAAGUCUUUUGCAAACACAUACACUACUUGCAUCCAAACCGCAUAAGUCUAAAAAAAACCCACAAAAUUGGCAGUUCAGUGUUUGCUUCUUGUCUGAUGCUAUGUCAGAAUCAACAUGUGUUCAACCAAAGAGAUCUGAGAUGAGUUUAUCAGCUUGCAUUUUGUGGAUAUGUCCAAUUCCUACAGCCGGUAACACUAGUACAUCCCUUCCAACAUAAUGCAACUGAAAUAAAAACAACAGAUAAGCUCUUUAUUUUACUCGAAUAUCAACAUUGCAUAAUUGUUAUUUUUUUCAACUGACAUAGUGUUUAAGACUUAAAAGAAGAAAGUAUGCAUGCCACAUGCUAUUGUCAUUUUCAGUAACGUGAAACAAUUGAUUAUAAAUUGGAUAUAUGUGAGACUAUGUGUAUAUAUAUCACGUUUCGUAUAUUUUGUUUUGGAUACUAUGUGCUAUUUAGGUGUUUAGUUUCAAUGAAGUAAAUCAUGCUGUCAGUAAUGAUGUUAUAUGAAUAAGCAAUCAAAACAUUACUUUUGUAUAGUUAAAUGUAUAUUUUGCCUUAUUUUAAAAAUAAAUAGUAUUUUUAUUUGUUCAGUCAACAAUUAGUUAUUCAAAGAUAUACAGUAUGCAUUUCAAAUUUAUUAUUUUAUGAAAAUGGGAUACUUGGCUCAGAAAGUAAUCAAUGACUGGUUAUUUUUUAUCAACUUAUGUAAAUAGUUAAAUCUAUUAGAAGGCUGGUAUGCCUUGCAUAUAUUGCCAAUUGCUAAAUAACAAUUAUUAAAUGCUAAAAGUCAAUUACUUAAUGCUAAAAGUCAAUACUUUAUGCUAAAUUUUACAUACCAAAUGCUAUAGUUUUAAUUACUAUUCCUUUUAAUCUUUUACCAAUAUAUUUACAUGUAUGUAUAUGUAUGUAUGUGUUCUUUAUGUUUUUGUAAAGCACUUUUGAACGUACAUAUUUUGUAUGAAAAGAGUGCUAUAUGAGUGUGGUAUAAUAAUAAUACUACUAGUGUAUGCAUAAACCUAAUGCUACAUGCCUAAUGUUAAUGACAAAUAGUUUAUACUUAUUGCCAAAUGAGAAAUGCUAAUCAUUAAAUUCUUCAGUUUUUUAUCAGUUGCUGUUCGCAUCUCCUAAACUAAUGAAUGUAACUUUUAAUUAUUUAAAAACAUACACUGUUCUACCAGUCCAAUUUAUACCACAAAUUUGUCAUGCUAAAUGCCAAUAACCUAAAUAAAUGCUAAAUGCUGUGAAAAAUGCUCUAUGCUAUAUGCUUAAUGCUUAAUGCCAAAAUGCUUAAUGUCAAAUAGCUUAUACUUACUGCCAAAUGAUAACUGCUAGUCAUACAAUUCUCAUGAGUUAAUGACCUGCAUCUCUUAAACUAAUAAAUAACUUUUAAUUAUUUCAAAACCUAGUGUUCUACCAGUUUUAACUGAAGCAAUAACAUGUUGAACAUUUGGCCUCUUUACUCUACUUUAAAAUAUUCAAAAGUAAAACUUCUAAUAGAAACAAAGUUAUGUAACAAAAGCCAACAACUUUUAAAGGAUGCACUGGUAUAUUUAGUUCUUUGUUUAUUGUUAUUUAUGGUUUCAAACUUCAAAUUCAACAAUAAUAUUAAUAUCCUUUUUAAGGCUGAUAUUUACAUCAAGCAUUUGGCUUUAAGAAUUAAUAAUUUGUGAAAUAGCAUGGAUCGUUGGCUUUCCAUAUGUCUACUUACUGUCUAAUAUGUUAACUUGUAUUUAGAGUACUAUGCCAAGUAGAAGCUUUAAACAACUAAAGUUUAUUGUAAAUAUAUCAGGAAACAACUUUACAUUGGUAUAAUUGUUGAUUGUAAAUGGACAUGAAAACAGCUCUAAACAACUAAAGUUUAUUGUAUAUAUAUCAGGAAACAGCUUCACAUAUGUGUUGUUGAUUGUAAAUGGACAUGAAAACAGCUUUAAACAAAUAAAGCUUAUUGUAUAUAUAUCAGGAAACAGCUUCAAAUAUGUAUUGUUGAUUGUAAAUGGACAUGAAAACAGCUUUAAACUACUAAAGUUUAUUUAAAUAUAUCAGGAAACAUCUUUAAAUUGGUAUUGUUGAUUGUAAUUGUAUGUGGAAACAGCUUUAAAUAGCUAAACUUUAUUGUAUUGUAUCUGGAAACAGCUUUAAACACCUAAAGUUUAUUAUAAAUGUAUAAUGAAACAGCUUUGAAUAGCUUAAGUUUAUUUUGAAUUGUGUAGAAAAAGCUUUAAAUAGCUAAAGCUAUUGCAAAUAAAUGUGGACACUGCUGUUAACAUCUUAAGUUUACAGUUUUAAAGUGUAUUGUUUUUGUAUGUGGAUGUAAAUAAAAUACAAAGCAAUUCUA